ACACCUAUACCUCCCCCCGGAUACCAAACAAACGCGCAGAUCAACCUCGUAUAAAUAUUCUCGUUUGAGCCCCAAAAAUACAUCUCCCUUUUUGGAGGUUUUCUUUUUCUUCUUUAUUAUAUUCUCUGUCCUCUCGAAUUUCUUUCUCCUACUUAGGUUUAGGGUUUUGACUACAAUUUAGAUAUUUUCUAAUUUAGUUAACUUUUCUUUAAGUUAGGAUCUUUAAUUUGGAUUUUGUUUCGACCAAUCUAGGGUUUUUAUCAAUUUGGGGGUUUUGAAUCGUUUCUCCAUCGAGAGUUUCGAUUAGGGUUUUUUUUAUAAUCAAAUUGUGAUAUUUCAAUCGUUGUCGAUAAACAAUGCCUCCUAGAAUAGCGAAGAGAGGGGCUGCGUCAGCAGGCCCAAAGAGGACGCCGAGGUUCACUAGAGGGUCAUCCAAAUCCCAGAAUCCACAAUCGGAGCCCGCAGAGGAGGCUUCUUUUCCGGUUGUGGUAGUGAGGGAGGAGGAAGAAGAGAAGGUCGUGCUGGACGGUAAGUUUGGUAAGAAGGCAAUUGGGGAGCAACAAGCGGUGAUCGAGGAGAAAAGGGUUGUCAUGGAGGAAAACGACGGAUUAAAUUUGAAUUCCAAUGGGUCGGUUGUGACGAAGAGUGAUUGUUUCUUGAUUGGCCUGGAUUACUCUACCCUCUUAUUCAUCGCAGAGGAGAAUGAGUUGAAGGAGUCUAUUGAGGAGUAUGAAAAAGAUGAGCGGUUAGAAUUGGAUGAUAAUGAACCUGAAUAUGAACCUGAAGAAUAUGGUGGGGUGGAUUAUGAUGAGAAGGAGAUGGAUCCAGAUGAGGUGGGUGAUGAAGUAGAGGAAGAGCUUGAUGAGGAGCAGGAUGGUGAGGAGGAAGAGGGUGAUCUGUCAGAUGAUGAAGAUGUUCAUGAAGUAGAAGUAGAAGGUGAUGAUGAUGAUGAUGAUGAUGAUGAUGAGCAUGCUGCGGAGGAAGUGGAGCAUGCAGAUUUGGAUGAUGCAGCAGAGCAUGAGGAGCGACAUGAAGUUGUUCAAGAGAGACGCAAGCGUAAAGAGUUUGAAGUGUUUGUUGGGGGUUUAGACAAGGAUGCUACUGAGGAUGAUAUUAGGAAAGUCUUCAGCCAAGUUGGUGAAGUUGUUGAAGUCAGGCUGAUGAUGAAUUCUCAAACAAAGAAGAACAAGGGGUUUGCAUUCUUGCGCUUUGCAAUGGUAGAACAAGCAAAACGAGCAUUUACAGAACUUAAGAAUCCUGUGAUUAAUGGGAAACAGUGUGGUGUUACCCCAAGUCAAGACAGUGACACUCUUUUUCUGGGUAAUAUAUGUAGGACGUGGACAAAGGAAGCAUUGAAAGAGAAAUUGAAACAUUAUGGAGUUGACAAUGUUGAGGACUUAACAUUGGUAGAAGAUAGCAACAAUGAGGGAAUGAAUCGAGGUUUUGGAUUCUUGGAAUUCGCAUCUCGUUCAGAUGCAAUGGAUGCUUUUAGACGUCUUCAACGGAGAGAUGUUUUAUUUGGGGUUGAUAGGCCUGCGAAGGUUUCUUUUGCAGAUUCCUUCAUUGACCCAGGUGAUGAAAUCAUGGCGCAGGUUAGGACGAUAUUUAUUGAUUGCUUACCUCCUUCGUGGGAUGAGGAUCGUGUUGGGGAGCUAUUGAAGAAAUAUGGGGAGAUUGAAAAGAUUGAACUUGCCCGGAAUAUGCCAUCUGCUGACAGGAAGGAUUAUGGUUUUGUUACAUUUGAUACUCAUGAUGCUGCAGUCACAUGUGCUAAGAGCAUUAACAAUACUGAGUUGGGUGAAGGUGACAUCAAGGCUAAAGUCAGAGCCAGGUUGUCAAGACCGCAUCAGAGAGGCAGAGGUAAGUACAUUGGCCGUGAUGGUUUCAGGUCUGGGCACGGAUCUGGACGAGUUGUUAGGGGUUCAUGGGGUCGUCCUGCUCCACAUGGCUUCCCCCCUCGUGGAAUAAGAGGAACCAGUAGUCGUGCCCCUCCACCUAGUCUAAAGAGGCCUGUUGGGUUAAGAGAUAGACGUCCUAUUAUGUCUGCACCAGUUAGAGGCAGGCCUUUGGCUCCUCCCCCUUCUAGAUCCUAUGACAGAAGAGCACCGGUUGCACCAUACCCGAAGAGUAGUUUGAAGAGGGAAUAUAGUCGGCAUGAUGAGCUUCCUCCUCCAAGGAGCAGAGCUGUUGUAGAUUAUGGUUCUAGGGUUGUCCCCGAUAGACGGCCAUCAUAUAGAGAGGAGUAUUCUUCUCACACUUCUGGCUACUAUGAUUUGCCUAGAGGCACAUCUCGUACUGCAGCACGAAGACCUUAUGUGGAUGAUGCAUAUGCACAAAGGUUUGAAAGACCUCCUCCUAGUUCCCAUGAGGGGCGUGGCCGUGAUUAUGACGCUAUGUCUGGCUCAAAAAGGCCAUAUUUGGCGAUGGAUGAUGUCCCUCCGAGAUAUGCUGAUGCAGCUGUCAGGCAUUCAAGGGCUCGACUAGACUAUGAACUUGCUUGUGGUGCUCCUCCAUAUGUGGAUGCAUAUGGUGAUAGGCUUGGGAGAUCCAGUCUAGGAUAUGGUGGCAGCAGGAGUUCUAUGUCCAGUCAGGAUUCACAUGGGGUAUAUGGCAGUCGUCAGGGUAUGAGCUAUGGUGGAGGUUCUUUCAGCGGCAGUGAUGUUGGAGGAAUGUACUCAUCCUCUGGUUAUGGUGGUGAUUACAUGCCUAGGGGAUCUGAUCAGGUUGGUGGUAGCUCUUAUUCAUCCAUGUACUCAAGUCGUGGUAUGGGUGGCAGCAGUUACAUGGGUGGUGGUGGUGGCGGUGGCGGUGGCGGUGGUGGAGGUUCCAGGUCAUACUACUGAUGUAAGUCAAAUUGUUUUUUAUCCCAUUCCUUUUCAUGUUGUGCUCUUGGAAGUGCAAUAAUAUUUAGCAUUAGGGUAUUUUUAAUGGAGGUUUGGGCUCACUGAAGAAGUUGGUUUAUAUGUUCUUCUGAGAGGUGUAUUGGCAAGGAGAUAGCCAUAUUGUCACAAGUGAAUUUGUCUAUGGAACAGAUUUCAAUGACAAGGAUGCUGCUGUAGGAUGUGGACCAUUUGAAGCUUUUGGCCAUGGUAUUGUAUAGAAGCAUGCCAAGUAGCUAUAGCCUUCAUACAUUGUAGAAAAAGGUUUUGAGGCUACCGUUUUAUGUGAAAGAGGUGGUGUGCUGGUUCAAGCUGUUUUCUAGUUUCACAAACUGGUUAUUUGUGGGUAUUCAAGUUUAUGCUGUAAGGAAACACUUAUCUCAUUUAGAGAUGAAAACAGCAAGUGCUUAGAAUGUGCUGUGUAUGAACAAAAUUGUUUAUUUCUGUAUUUAAGAACUCCUCCCAAUGGAUGAUUUGGAAGCAUUUAUCACAUAUUUUAAUGGGCUGAGUAUUAAAGGAGAGAUUAAGGUUUAAUUUAUUUUUGGUUAUGGAUUUUGGAUAUUUUGCCAUACUGAACUCAUCAGGUAAGUGUUGAUUAAGAUAGAAACAAGGUAUUAACAUCUUUUCUUCAGCGUGAUAAGCAUGAAGAGUUCAAAUGGGUACCUAACUGAAGGCUAUAGGAAAUCACAGGAGAACAUUCUUGCAUAAGCAUAUUGCAUUUUGUGAAGGUGCUGCUUGUGAAGCCAUAUACAAGCCUGGAGGAAAUUAAUGGGCAUGCUUAACCUUGUCUCAUAAAGCUUGUAGACAAUAGACACAUACUUUUAACUUCUGGUUUUGCUUUGUUUUUCUUUGGGAAUUCCUGACUAAGAUGCAAUCGGAAGGUGGUCUUAACGAAGGAGAGGACAUGGUAUCUCUAAUACCUAAUGUGUUUGAUUUUUAGUCUGUCGCAUUUUUAGUGUUCUUGGUUGAUAUCUUUAGAAUAUUUCUUGUGUUUAAUUGCUGGUUUUCUGGUUAUGGGUUGGCCUGGUGGAGUAUGCUAGGAAAAGAUUUGAACUUUGGUUAUGACCAGCAGGAAAAUAAUAGUGUCUGACUGAAGGACCACUUCCAUAUGUUUCAACACUUGCUAUUUCUUUCCUGCCAGGUCAUUGUUUGAUUAAGCAACUCCUUAUGAAGCUGUUCUCCUACUUAAGUUGUUAUAUGGAUCUCAGG
Durio zibethinus is the source of this 4088-nucleotide messenger RNA. The record is from RefSeq and is a predicted model, not a curated record. NCBI's taxonomy places the organism in Eukaryota, Viridiplantae, Streptophyta, Magnoliopsida, Malvales, Malvaceae.